ACGUUAAUGGACGCUUUUCCUUUUUUCUUUGUUUACUCACUGUAUCGAUUCAGCUCUUCAAAAUAAACCCAGUAGUGAAUUAUAAAGCGUAUAUUGAGUGUGAAAACAUACAGAUAUGGCUGUGAUACUUGUUGCGCUGCAUUGUUGCGUUAUUCCCACUUUUGAAAGAAAAGAGGUGUAGCCGCGGAGAGAGGGGGGAGGGCUGAAUCGGUGGCAGAAAUUUAUAGGGCGUAUGAGGAAGUUAUCAUAGAUAGACGGGGGAUAAAAACACAGCAGCAGGGUCUUCACUUCAGCCGGAAUACAGCAGGAUCUGCCACGUUUAAAAUGCCCGCAAAGAAAGUCUGCAUCGUAGGAUCUGGAAACUGGGGCUCCUCCAUUGCCAAAAUAAUCGGGCACAAUGUCAAAGCAUCCAACCGGUUCGACCCCAUGGUGAACAUGUGGGUUUAUGAAGAGAUGAUUGAUGGGAGGAAGCUGACAGAAAUCAUAAAUACAGACCACGAGAAUGUCAAAUAUCUAGCAGGACACAAGCUGCCCAGGAAUGUGGUGGCUGUUCCAGACAUCACAGAAGCUGUCAAAGGAGCAAAGAUCCUGGUCUUUGUAAUCCCGCACCAGUUCAUCAGCAAACUCUGCGAUCAGAUGAAACCUCACAUCGCAGAGGGGACCAUUGGGAUAUCGCUCAUCAAAGGUAUUGAUGAGGGACCAGAUGGACUAAAACUCAUCUCAGACAUCAUCCGAGAGAAACUGGAAAUUGAGGUCAGCGUCCUGAUGGGGGCCAACAUCGCCAGCGAGGUGGCAGAUGAGAAGUUCUGUGAAACCACCGUCGGGGCCAAAAAUGAGGCGAACGGCCUCAUCUUCAAAGAGCUGCUUCAGACUCCCAACUUUCGCAUCACUGUCGUCCAGGAGAGUGACACAGUGGAGCUGUGUGGAGCUCUCAAGAAUAUCGUGGCAGUAGGCGCUGGAUUCUGCGACGGUCUCGGAUUCGGCGACAACACCAAGGCGGCGGUGAUCAGGCUGGGUCUGAUGGAAAUGGUCGCCUUCGCCAAGUUGUUCUGCAAAGGCGAAGUGAGCUCCGACACUUUCCUGGAAAGCUGCGGCGUGGCCGACCUCAUCACCACCUGCUACGGGGGACGGAACCGCAAAGUGGCCGAGGCUUUUGCCAGAACCUCCAAGUCCAUUGCUGAGCUGGAGGCAGAAAUGCUCAACGGGCAGAAGCUUCAGGGUCCACAGACCUCAGCCGAGGUCUACAAGCUGCUACAGAAGAAGAACAUGGUGAACAUGUUUCCACUGUUUUCUGCCGUCUACCUGAUCUGCUUUGAGGGCAAAGAGGUGAAAGAGUUCGUCACCUGUCUGCAGAACCACCCAGAGCACAUGUGAUGGGACCACACUGCCAACAUGUCUGCUGCAAUAUCAGUAUACUACCACUAGAGGGAGGAAGAGAUUUAUCAGAAACGCACAAAACAACAAAGCAAAGUGCAAUUUUACUUAUGUUUUAUUGGUGACAUUUGAUACUAAAGCAUGCAUUAUUCUUUGUUUUCAAAAAUCAUUUUUAAAAGUGGAUUUUGAUAUUAUUUUGUUAAAUGUUCUUUGAAAUUCAUCAGUGGCAGCAGCUCCUUUUAAAGCAGACCCUUACAUUUCUUUUAUUGCCAAAAAAGUCAUUUUGUAUACGGGUAAAUAAAAGGUAAAAGGUAACACUGUCUGUUUGUUUGAUUUACUUUUCACUACAUGAUAGUUGGUUUACAAGCUAAAAUUGAAGAAAAAGGACAGUUGUUUUAGGACUUCAUAUUGAGUUUCUCAAUAAAAUAAGUUGAUAAGAAACUGGAAA
Centropristis striata (black sea bass) is the source of this 1822-nucleotide messenger RNA. RefSeq names its product glycerol-3-phosphate dehydrogenase [NAD(+)], cytoplasmic-like. The coding region runs from base 325 to 1374 and encodes 349 amino acids. Gene Ontology annotation, molecular function: glycerol-3-phosphate dehydrogenase [NAD(P)+] activity; NAD binding; protein homodimerization activity. Gene Ontology annotation, biological process: glycerol-3-phosphate catabolic process; carbohydrate metabolic process. NCBI's taxonomy places the organism in Eukaryota, Metazoa, Chordata, Actinopteri, Perciformes, Serranidae. The transcript has 8 exons. The record is from RefSeq and is a predicted model, not a curated record. Gene Ontology annotation, cellular component: glycerol-3-phosphate dehydrogenase (FAD) complex; cytosol.